AUGGCCACAGAAUUUUGGUGUAGUUUUGGCAAUGAAGCAUCCUCCAAAAAAAGAGAGGAUUAUUUGGAAUGGCCUGAAUAUUUUAUGGCAGUGGCUUUUUUGUCAGCACAAAGAAGCAAGGAUCCAAGUUCUCAGGUUGGUGCCUGCAUUGUAAAUUCGGAAAAUAAGAUUGUUGGAAUUGGAUACAAUGGGAUGCCUAAUGGCUGCAGCGAUGAUGUACUACCCUGGGCAAGAACAGCAGCACAUAAACUAGACACAAAAUACCCUUAUGUGUGCCAUGCCGAAUUGAAUGCCAUCAUGAACAAAAACUCUGCUGAUGUGAAAGGCUGCAGCAUGUAUGUUGCUUUAUUUCCAUGUAAUGAAUGUGCAAAGCUCAUCAUCCAGGCAGGCAUAAAGGAAGUUAUUUUUAUGUCUGACAAGUAUCAUGACACUAUGGAAAUGAAAGCUGCACGCCGUAUGUUUGAUUUAGCAGGUAUUACAUAUAGGGAAUUCAAGCCAAAGUGUAACAAGAUCAUCAUCGACUUUGAUUCAAUUAACAACAGACCAAGUCAAAAGCUUCUGUGAAUUAAGUCUCAUUAAGUCUCUAGAAGAGUGUGAUUAUCUUUUUCUAAAAAGCUGCUAAUGCCUUUCAUCUUGACAUUACUUGCAACUUUUUAAUGGCUUCUGUAGCUGAAGUAGACUUCUAAGAAAUCCAAGGCAUAAAAUGUCCCACUCACUUCAUCUUGUCAUGUGGAAUCUAAAUCUACUUAAAAAUUGUAAUGCCUUUAUUAAAACUGCUUACAAAGUCUAGAGACAUGUAAAUGAGACAAUAUAAUGUAUGU
Chaetura pelagica (chimney swift) is the source of this 821-nucleotide messenger RNA. RefSeq names its product dCMP deaminase (gene DCTD). The record is from RefSeq and is a predicted model, not a curated record. Lineage: Eukaryota; Metazoa; Chordata; Aves; Apodiformes; Apodidae. Gene Ontology annotation, cellular component: cytoplasm. Gene Ontology annotation, biological process: dUMP biosynthetic process; dTMP biosynthetic process. The coding region runs from base 1 to 564 and encodes 187 amino acids. Gene Ontology annotation, molecular function: zinc ion binding; dCMP deaminase activity. The transcript has 6 exons.